Aspergillus ochraceoroseus IBT 24754 is the source of this 2255-nucleotide messenger RNA. Its product is annotated as RMD1 family protein. The transcript has 4 exons. The record is from RefSeq and is a predicted model, not a curated record. Lineage: Eukaryota; Fungi; Ascomycota; Eurotiomycetes; Eurotiales; Aspergillaceae. The coding region runs from base 149 to 2095 and encodes 648 amino acids.
UUGUGCUUCCAUUCUCAAUGGUCUUGAUAUCUAGAUGAAGAUCUCGUGGAUGGGUCCUGAUUGAAUUGGAGCGUUCAAUCUCAUUGUUCUCGACCAUAUCUGCGCACAGAAGGAUCUUUUGUGAAUUACUCCCUGCCAAUCAUCGAUAAUGUCUUCUUCAAGAGGACGUGGCCCGCAGAGAAGUCCUCAUGUCCUGGUAACCGAUUCCCGCGAACAACAGCUAUCUGGUCAGCCCCGUCGUCGCCGCUCCCCAGCUACCCGCUUCAUCACCGUCGACAACGUCCUCCAAUACGCCUCGGAUAUCCCCUCCAUGCAACAACGGAACCCACCCGACGCCACCCGAUUCCGUCCACGCUCCCGUCUCAUAUCCACAGCCGGCGGAUUAAUCGGGUCUAGCAGCGCUGGCAUAAGCAGCGGCAGCCAUGCGGGCAGCACGGCCGCACGACUCGCCGCACAGCCGCACCUACCACCGCGAACCACCAAAGUCAGUGAGAAACUCGUUCUUCUCCCCGAGGAAGGCGUCGAACCUCAUCCGGGAGAAGAAGAGGACGAAGCAGACGAAGAAGAAUUUGACCACGAUUACGGCGACGAGGCCGUGGACGAGGAAUUCGUCCAGCGGAUAGCAAAGGAGAAAAGCCUCGACCCGGAAUCUGUACGACAGACGCUGAUCGCGCAACGGAGAUUGGGCGGGGACUUUGGUGUUGAUAAUGAGCUUGCCCCGCUUUUGGCCGAGGAAGAACGAUUCCGGCGCAGGAAGGUUGCGCCGGAGAGGGCGAAGAGCUAUGCGGAGAGGUUGCCCAAGGCGCGGCGCGCGGAAAAGCUGGCUCGGGUGACGGCUUAUUGCACUGCUCAGGCUUAUAAGAUGACGUCGCUGGCUUCGUUUGUGAAAGAUCGACAUGGCGGGAGGACGAAGUUGUAUGAUGAUUGCUUGUAUACGGCGUAUCAUUUGCCAUUGUUGCCUGGCCAUGAAGGGUACCGGCUGCGGAGUAGUCCGGUGGUCAAGAAGCCGGGUGGGAAGUCUUUGCUGGACGAGGAAAUUGAACGAAACGAGCUACGAGACCACCAUGAGGAAUACAUGGAACCGGAGGAACACUCGGUCUUUGCGGGUCACGAGCCUGUCACCCAGUAUGUGCAUAGCAACCCGCAAGAACCAGAGUCCGGAGAAAGAGCAGGAGACAUCAACGGUGCAAGCGCAAGCCCCAACCAGCCGCAACGACUAUCCCCGGGCGCCGCAGCGGCUUCCAGCCUUCCAUAUAACGUGGCAGAGAUGUUCGUCUUCAGCUACGGUGUGGUCGUGUUCUGGAACCUCACGGAGAAACAAGAAAAGGAUAUCCUCGCGGAUCUGGCAUUCGCUACUUCAUCUGCGACAGGUACCCCAUUACCUCUGGCAACUAUGCCUCUCCAGGAGGAGGACUUUGAGACAGAAGAGUUUCACUUCGAGUACUCCACCGAGAUCUCGCGCCCGCGGGUUUACAACGACAUGAUCACUCUCCGAAGCGGUGACCACAUGAUCAAGCUGGCGAUCAGCCACGGCAUCGCGCAGAGCACGAAACUGUGCUUUUUUGAAGAAGUCAUGGCUCGUCAAAUGGCCGAAGCUAAGGAUGUGCCGCGCCGUCUUGCAAUGACGGGCCAGCUCGGCAUGAAGCGCGAAGAAGUCUUCCGCAUCUUAGGCAGACUAUUUAAGAGUCGAGUCGAGGUCAACCUCUCUUCAAACGUUCUCGACGUUCCCAAUUUCUUCUGGGAAAGUGAACCGACCCUGUACCCACUGUAUCUCGCCGUCCGCGAAUACCUCGAAAUCAAACCCCGAAUCCAAGUCCUCAACGAACGGUGCCGUGUCUUCCUGGAUCUCGCAGAGAUUCUUUCCGAUUCUAUCGCAGAUAGUAAAACAUCUCACCAAACCUGGAUCAUCAUUGUUUUAAUCCUGAUCUCCAUCGUCAUCACCACAUCCGAAGUCUUCCUCCGGUUCGGUAUCCUCUCAGCAGAAAAGGGGACCUCUGCUGCAACGUUCGCGGGAACAUUGUUUACCAGAGCGUUGCGGCAUCCUUCAUCGUCGGCCUCCUUGGAGUGCUCUUGUUCUUGUCCUGGGGGGGAUUAAUUCGACGGGCCUGUGUAACCUCGAUUAUUCUCUACUUGCUACUUGCUAUGAAUCUAUCUACCUAGCUUACCUUCUCCAAGUAAGGUAGGAUGGUAACCAACAGAUCAUACUUUUUUUUUUAACAUCACUUUAAUUUUUAAUAUAAUCUGCUAUAAAUGAC